Cuculus canorus (common cuckoo) is the source of this 3424-nucleotide messenger RNA. RefSeq names its product protein-glutamine gamma-glutamyltransferase E. Gene Ontology annotation, molecular function: protein-glutamine gamma-glutamyltransferase activity. Gene Ontology annotation, biological process: peptide cross-linking. The coding region runs from base 1117 to 3192 and encodes 691 amino acids. The transcript is spliced from 13 exons. Lineage: Eukaryota; Metazoa; Chordata; Aves; Cuculiformes; Cuculidae. The record is from RefSeq and is a predicted model, not a curated record.
UUCAAGUUCUUCAAGGUAAGCACUAACAUUCCUGAGAUUGCUGCAGUCUUUUCACCUCAUUGUAGCUAAGCAAGAUGAAGUAAUAAAAUGAGACUGAAAACCUUAUUUGAAUCUGUGUAAGUGUAAGGAAAUGGAAGGUUCUGUAUAAGGAGGGACAGAGAGAGAGAGAGAUCCAUGAUAAAAUUACUACAGGGCUGGUAAGAAAAAUGAAGAAUUAGCCUGAAAAAAAGAAAUAUUGUGAAGCUCUGCCAACAAAUUAAUUUAUAAAAUGCUCUACAUGUAUAGAUCAAAGUAUUUUAAUGUUUAUUGUUUUGCUUUUUUUGUCAGAAACUAGAUGAGUAAGCAGCAUAGAAGCACAAAUAAUAGUCGUAAUUUAUACCUGCUACAAAAUGAGCGUUUUAUUUUAUGAAGAUAAAGUUUCAUUUUGUGGAGGGAGUUAGCACUUGAGAUCUACUCCUCAGAGCUAUGCAGCAUUCAGUACUUUGUCAAGUUAAUAGCAGCUUACAUUACAUUUAGAGCAUUAAUACCAUUAGUAUAUUCACAAAGGCUCUAAGGAGGGGCUGACACAAAGGCAUUACUGCGGUGAUCCCAAAAAAGGAUUGGUGAGGUACAUGAAAAGUUUCAGGUUUUUUUUUCCAGACUUACAAGCACACUCAUAGGGAGGGAACCUUAUGAAUUUUAUUACUUAUACUUUAUUGAAUGAAUACACAUCUGUGGAUCAUACUGGGAAAAGAGAUUAAUUCAUACUGACUCAAAAAGUAACCCUUCCUGAGUGACGCAUCAUUAUAUGUGAAAUUCUGGAUUCCAGGUAUGCAAUUAAAUGCUCUACUUUUCUAAGCAUCUCAGUCAACCCUCUGGAUAAGUAGCCUGAAUUGCACAAGAGCAAUGCAUUAAAACCCAUGAGCUAAUAAAUGGUCACUAGGAAGUUUACAUGCCCACUGGAAUGACUUACCUGCCUCACCCACCUGAUGUGAAUUAUAAUUGGUCUGAACAUAAGGAGAGGCCUAAAGUUUUCUUUAUAAAUGCUGCCACACAACCAGAACUUGAAGCCUUAUCAUAUAAGCCUACAGUUGCUCACAGAAACACAAAGUCCAAGGCACAGGGAAGCAAGGAAGCAUGGCUGCUGCAACGCAGCCAGGUAUCAACUGGCACCUGAAAGAAAAUGCAAGAGAUCACCACACAAGCAAAUUUUCUAGCAAAGAGUUGACUGUGAGGCGAGGACAGCCCUUCACUGUCACCUUCAAUGGAAUAGAAGAGGCUGAGCAAAACUUAACAUUCACCGCAGAAACAGGUCCAAAACCCUCAAAGCCGGCUAAGACCGAGGUCACAUUUGGUAUCUCCAGCACAGUGAGCAAGGAGAGCUGGAGUGCAGUUCUACAGUCGACCACUUCCAACUCUGUGAGCAUCUCCAUUUCCAGCCCACCUAAUGCUAUCAUUGGACGGUACAAGCUGAGUGUUCGAAGUACUGCCCGUGGCAGCUCCUCUCCAGCAAGCCUUGGCACUUUUGUUUUGCUUUUUAACCCUUGGUCUUCAGGUGACGAUGUGUUCUUGUCUAACAAGGCCGAGUGUGAGGAAUAUGUGCUAGAAGAGUUUGGCAUCAUUUUUGCAGGCAAUAAAAAUCACAUCAACAGCUUUGGAUGGAACUUUGGCCAGUUUCAAGAAGAUAUUCUCAAUAUUUGCCUUUCCAUGCUGGAUCGAAGCUUAAACUAUCGUCAAGAUCCUGUCACAGAUGUGUCUCACCGAAAUGACCCCAAAUAUGUGGGCCGCGUUCUCAGUGCAAUGGUCAAUGCCAAUGAUGACCAUGGGGUGCUGCUAGGAAACUGGAGUGGAAAUUACGACGGUGGGAAAAGUCCAAGCAGCUGGACUGGUAGUGUUGAAAUUCUGCAAGGCUGGAAGAAAUCAGGAUUCAAACCUGUUAAAUAUGGACAAUGUUGGGUUUUUGCAGCGGUAUUGACUACAGUGCUUAGAUGUCUGGGGAUUCCUACUCGUACAAUUACAAACUUCAGCUCUGCCCACGAUGCAGAUGGAAAUCUGCGUGUGGAUGAGUUUUACGAUGCAGAUGGAAAUCAUUUGGACAGGGCAGCUGACAGUAUAUGGAAUUUCCACGUCUGGAAUGAAAGCUGGUUUUCCCGCAGUGACUUGGGCCCUUCAUACAGUGGAUGGCAAGUUCUGGAUGCAACUCCCCAAGAAGAAAGCGAAGGAAUUUAUCAGUGUGGUCCUGCCUCACGGCAUGCCAUCAAAGAAGGAGAUGUAGAUCUGGACUAUGACUGCCCAUUCGUAUUUGCAGAAGUGAAUGCAGACUGUAUGUACUGGAAUUAUGACCCUGCAACCAGAAAGAAAACAUUAAUAUUCUCUAAGUCUACCGAAAUUGGCCAAAGCAUCAGCACAAAGGCAGUUGGUAGAGAUGAUCGCGUAGAUGUCACCAACGAUUACAAAUAUGAAGAAGGGUCUAAAAAAGAAAGAGAUAUUUUUAAAAAAGCCCGUAAGAAGCUGGGACUUGAGGAUAAAUUUGAUCCUACAGCACCAACACAAGAGGAAAUCGAUCAAAAGCCUGACAUCUCAGGGAAGUUCAAGGUGGCUGGUUCUUUUGAAGUUGGCAAAGAUCUCAAUUUAAUUCUGAUUCUUGAAAACUUACAGUCUGAUGCUAAGACUGUUCAUGUAAACAUGACUGCUUGGACCACCGUGUACACCAGAAAACCAGUUUAUGAGAUCUGGAAGGACUCCAUAUCUGUCACUCUGUCUCCCAAGGAAGAGAAACAAUUUCCCAUUAAAAUAUCGUAUCCUGAAUAUCAACAGCAGCUAACUACAGACAAAAUGAUCCAGGUAACAGCUUUAUGUCAUGUAGAAGGUGGGAUUCAAGUGCUAGUGCAAAGAGACAUCACCCUGGACAAUCCUGCCGUCGACAUACAGGUACUUGGUGAAGCAAAAGUAAAUAAAGAAGUGGAUGUGGAAGUGAUAUUUACCAAUACUAUUGAUGUGGAAGUGAAGGACUGUGUGCUGCACGUACAAGGCAAUGACCUGCUCAGAGGAAUCCUUGAGAUAGCCGUACCACAACUGAAAGCCGGUGAGAAAUCCAGGACAAAGUUUAAACUCACUCCUCUUGCGACAGGUCCCAAAUAUCUACUUGUUAAUUUCUCCUGUGAUAAAUUUCCAGAUAUCAAGACCUUUAAGAGGGUGAAUGUGAUCAAUUAACAUGAAGAUUUACAAUGUAUGAUCUGUGUGUGUAAAAACUGAACAAAAUGUAUGAAAUCCUGUAUAAGAAACUAAUGAGAAAAUUAGCAAAACAAACCCCUAAUUUCCUGUGAUAAGGGGUUCCCAAUGUCAUAUCGCUAGUGUUUUAAAUAAAUGUGUAAUUUUAAAUAAGCUGAGGAACAGCCGAUUCUUCAUUUAUUGUUGUGAUUGUCCCUGUUAUUAAAAAGAGCAU